GAGAUUUUUCUGUGUACUUUUCUGAGAGACGCAGCGGCAGCGGGCUGUGUGUUGUUCUAACUGAGGAGACGGACGUAUAGAGGCUGUAACUAUGAGGCUACUUUUACUCGGAGUGCUGGGCUGCUCGCUGGUCCUCUCUGUCCAAGCUUUGUACUCCGCUAGUGAUGAUGUUAUCGAGCUCACUCCCUCCAAUUUCAACAGGGAGGUGAUCCAGAGUGACAGUCUGUGGCUGGUUGAGUUUUAUGCUCCCUGGUGUGGCCACUGUCGAAACUUGGCUCCUGAUUGGAAGAAGGCAGCCACUGCCCUCAAGGGUAUUGUCAAAGUUGGUGCUGUGGACGCUGACCAGCACAAAUCCCUGGGUGGCCAGUAUGGUGUCAGAGGAUUCCCUACCAUCAAGAUCUUUGGAGCUAAUAAGAACAAACCAGAGGAGUACCAAGGCGGACGCAGCAGCCAGGCCAUCGUGGAUGGAGCCAUGAACGCCCUGCGCAAUCUGGUGAAAGACAGGCUAAGCGGCAAGUCUGGUAGCUCUGGCUACAAACAGCAGAGCAGUGGUGGUGACAGCAGUGGUGGGAGCAAGAAGGAUGUUGUUGAGCUCACUGAUGACAACUUUGACAAGAUGGUGUUGGACAGUGAUGAAGUGUGGUUGGUGGAGUUCUUUGCCCCCUGGUGUGGACACUGCAAGAACCUGGAGCCUGAGUGGGCAGCUGCAGCCACAGCUGUCAAGGAGCAGACCAAGGGCAAAGUUCGCCUCGGAGCUGUGGAUGCCACUGUACACCAGGUUCUGUCCAGCCGCUACGGGAUCCGUGGAUUUCCCACCAUCAAGAUUUUCCGCAAAGGUGAGGAGCCAGAAGACUUCCAAGGAGGUCGCUCCCGUGGUGACAUCAUUGAGAAGGCUUUGGAUCUUUUUUCUGACAAUGCUGCUCCUCCAGAGCUGCUGGAGAUUAUCAAUGAAGACGUCUUGAAGAAAACCUGUGAGGACAGUCAGCUGUGUAUAAUUGCUGUCCUGCCGCACAUCCUGGACACAGGUGCGACUGGUAGAAGCAGCUACCUGGAUGUGAUGAUGAAAAUGGCUGAUAAGUACAAGAAGAAGAUGUGGGGCUGGCUGUGGACUGAGGCGGGGGCUCAGAUGGAGCUGGAGGCUUCUCUCGGUAUUGGUGGAUUUGGCUACCCUGCCAUGGCUGCCAUCAACACACGCAAAAUGAAAUUUGCUCUGCUCAGGGGUUCCUUCAGUGAGACUGGUAUUCAUGAGUUCCUCAGGGAGCUUUCUGUGGGCCGUGGCUCAACUGCCACAUUGGGAGGUGGCACCAUGCCCAAGAUUCAUUCUGUUGAACCAUGGGACGGCAAAGAUGGACAGCUUCCUGUGGAGGAGGACUACGACCUCAGUGAUGUGGAACUCGAUGAUUUAAAGGAUGAGUUAUGAGUCCAAUCAGGGCAGGACUGAUCCAGACUGGCUCCAUUUGGUCUGGUCUGGUCCUGCGCGAUUCACCUCCCCUCUCCUGUGGACGAAUGGGAGGCCUGGUCGCCCAGUUACUGAAAUACUCUCAAAGACACACGAGAGACACCUGUAGUUUCUCACAUCAUCUGUCAGUCACAAGGGGGACAGGAAGGAGGGGAGCGUGUGUCGUGUCCUCAGAAUGAAGUCUUUCUCACAUACCUGCUGAACGCUAUAAGCCACAUAUUUAUACAGCUGCCGCCCACUGAGGAGAGGAGGGAGGAGCUUCCGAAUGUCACAUUUCAGUUGUCGAUUCACUUUUUAAAACAUUGCCUUUCCUCCCCUCUUCAAGCACCUACUUUGAGAUGUGGACUUGUCAAAUUAACACUUAAAUGUCCUACCUAAUGUGACUAAAUGUGUCUUCUCUUUUUAAACCGGUGAAUGAGAAUGUUGAGUUUGCGUCAUGUCUGUCCAGGACAAAGGGGGGGGGACUUCUCGUGUAGAUUUUUCUUACACAACUUUAUUUCAAUUGUGUGAAAACAAAAUGACAUUUUUGUUACAAAAAUAAAAAGAAAUAAAAACAA
Archocentrus centrarchus (flier cichlid) is the source of this 2016-nucleotide messenger RNA. RefSeq names its product protein disulfide isomerase family A, member 6 (gene pdia6). The transcript is spliced from 13 exons. Bases 92 to 1420 code for a protein of 442 amino acids. Gene Ontology annotation, biological process: response to endoplasmic reticulum stress. Gene Ontology annotation, molecular function: protein disulfide isomerase activity; protein-disulfide reductase activity. Lineage: Eukaryota; Metazoa; Chordata; Actinopteri; Cichliformes; Cichlidae. Gene Ontology annotation, cellular component: endoplasmic reticulum lumen. The record is from RefSeq and is a predicted model, not a curated record.